CAGGCGGUGACUCUGAUGAAAGUGUGCGCAACAAGGUUAUGAUUUUUUUGACGUUCAUACAGAGUAGUAAGCAAAAUAACAGCCAGGGAGAAAGUCAAAGGGAAACAGUUAUUCUGAUUUGACUAGGUACAUAAUAGAUAUAUUCGGUUUUGGUUUGUUUGCCGAUUAGUCGUCUAAUGUACAGCAUUGCAUUAACAGCAAAACUUUGUACUGAAAAAAAAAAUAAAAAUAAGAAAAACACUGACGCAGAGCGUUUAGUUAUUAAUGCUGAUUAAAGUGCGAGUGUUUGCUGGUCUAUUGAAAGUUCAGUAAAUACCGUCAUUUCUAAGGAUUCCUGUGUUCAACAUACGUCAGAUUUUGGUUAUUUUAUUAAGUGACUUUAAGUAAUGUCGUCCUCCAUGAUAGUCCCAGUAAUAGAUGUGCAAGGCAACAAUUUUAAGGAGUUGUGGGGAGCAAUGGUGUUAGCCAUUAAAACAUCUUCAUUCAUUGCCCUUGAUACGGAACUGAGUGGUCUUGGACCAAGAAAAGCUCUACUAGCAGAAUCCAUUGAAGACAGAUACAAAACCAUAUGCCAUGCAGCUCGCACACGCUCGAUACUUUCAUUGGGGAUUGCUUGUUAUAAAGAAAUUGACAACAAAGUAAGGGCAGACAACACAUACCUGGUCCAGGUUUACAAUCUAACCCUGCUUUGCUCGGAGGAAUACAUAAUUGAACCCCAAUCAGUGCAGUUCCUUGUGCAGCAUGGGUUUGACUUCAAUAAACAAUAUGCUCAAGGGAUUCCCUAUUACAAGGGUAAUGAUAAAGGAGGUGAUGCACAUGGGGUAAACAUGCGAUCCUUGUUUGUAGAAUUGCUUAGGGCAAACAAGCCCUUGCUGGUCCAUAAUGGUUUGAUAGACAUGGUCUUCUUGUACCAGUGCUUCUAUGCCCAUUUACCUGAGCGCCUGGGCACCUUCACUGCAGAUCUAUCCCAAAUGUUUCCCUCAGGCAUCUAUGACACCAAGUAUGCAACUGAGUAUGAGCUUCGGUUUGCAGCGUCAUACCUGGAAUAUGCCUAUAAGAAGUGUAAGCUGGAAAACUCCAGAGCUAUUGAAAGUGGUGGAAAUGGGACUCAUGUGUUCCUGGAGUUUUGUAAAUAUAUUGGGAACAUGCAGAGCUAUAUAGACUACAGGCCUUGUGUGGACAACCAGAGUCAGGAUGGAGUCCGCAGCGUCUGUAUUCAGUUCUCUGCCUAUGGAUGGUGUCCUAAUGGCUCUCACUGCUCCAUGUCACAUGACACAGACCUUAUAAUCCAACAUGAUGAAAAUACCAGAGAAGACAAGAGGAAAAAGAGGAAGCGCAAGAAUAAAAAUAAAGAUUCUCAAGCAGAAGUACCCCCUGAAACAUGUGAGUCCCCACAAGGCAAAAGGAUGCAUUUCGAAGGCAUGGAUGCAGAGGUGGACCAUCAAGACCAGACCAGAUCUCAACCUACACUGCCAGAAAAUCAAGAGAUGACAGUAGCUUCUGAACCAACAGAUGGCGGGCAUGCGUUUGAGCAUGGGAAAACAGCCAGCAAGAAUGGAAAUUAUGUAUCUCAGCCACAAGCAUCUUCUGAAGCGCCUGAUAGACCAAAUGAGAAGAAAGUCGAGGGAGGAACCCAUAGAGCAGGCUUUGAUGCUUUUAUGACAGGUUAUAUUUUUGCUUUUGCCAAAACUUGUGCAGCAAAGUCAGAGGAAUUCACCACUGCUCCCCUGAUCCCUGGAUGUCUCAAUAAGCUGUACCUCAGUGGCAAGUCUGUUCCUCUAAAUGUAGCCAAAAGCACCUUCUCCAAGUCUUCAAAGGCUCAUGUGCACAAGAUGGACUAUGUCUGGGGGAAAAGCACUGCUGUCAAAACUGAAUAGUGUAUAAACAUUAUUGUUAGGUUUCUUUUCAGUGUAAAAUUGACAAAAUACAUUUGACAAGGUUUUUUUCUGAAUGAAAAAUUUAAGUUUAGGCAAUAAAGACAAGUACAGCAGUAGUUCUCAGGAUCCAGAUUUUUCAUUGGAUAUUAAAGCUCUUUCCAUAAACUUAAUCUUGUUUUUGAAUUUUAUAAAUUUUUUACUUUUGCUCUAGCUUACUCUUGUAUGCCAAAUUGCUUAUGAUGGUCCUGAUUUUUAAUUUGCUUUGGGUAGAAGAGCCUGCUAAAGGAUUUAUUGUAAAUAGUCCCAUCAGUAUGCUAAAUUAUUAAAAUAAAUAGGCUGAAUUGGAAAAUGUACAAUGGUAUAAAUGCAUAAACAACUACAGAAGAGGGAUUUACCAGCCAACAUUGGACCAAAAAUUGUAUUAGUAUUGGCACCAAAUGAAAGGUGAAUUUACUCCACAAUACUGUAGAGUUUGAUUGGACGCACAACGGCAUCAGAAGCGUUUUGGUAACAUUACUUAAUGUAUUUGGUAUCACAAAUUAAUCUUUUUUUUUAAUGUUAGUUUAUUGUAAUGAUAUGUAUCAUGUGUUUACAUGAUUUUAGUGUGAUAAAACCACUUACUAACAUAAGUUAUAUCAAAUAUUACAAGCGAUUCUAAUAAUGUUUACAUGCGUUUACUUUUUGUGGCAAUCAUUUUGAAACGGUAUAUCGACUGGCCCCAUUCACUUCCAUUGUAAAUGCCUUACUGUAAUUUUUUUGUUUUGAGAAAGGGACAAGUAAAAAAAUAUUUGUAUGCUACAAAUGCUGCUGGUUGAACUUAACUUGUAUUGA
Messenger RNA from Xyrauchen texanus (razorback sucker), 2708 nucleotides. Its product is annotated as target of EGR1 protein 1-like. Bases 387 to 1877 code for a protein of 496 amino acids. Gene Ontology annotation, biological process: snRNA 3'-end processing. The transcript is spliced from 7 exons. Gene Ontology annotation, molecular function: 3'-5'-RNA exonuclease activity; snRNA binding; metal ion binding. Lineage: Eukaryota; Metazoa; Chordata; Actinopteri; Cypriniformes; Catostomidae. The record is from RefSeq and is a predicted model, not a curated record. Gene Ontology annotation, cellular component: cytoplasm; Cajal body.